AUGGCAGUGGUUGCAAUCGUGCCUUUGGACGUGUACUCCACGCUUGACAAUAGUAAACCAAGCGAGCUGGGCGUCAUGUGGAAUGUCGCUUUCUGGUCCACGCAGAUCCUCACAUGGCUACUCCUUCCAUUUUUCCAGUACUAUUCGGAUGCGGGAGAUUUUACGGUGAAGGGCAAGUGCAUAACCAGCCUGAAGGAAAAUGCAAUAUUGUAUGGCUCCGUUGCGGCGGUUGGCCUUAUCGGUGUCGCGGCGCUGCUCAUUUCGAAAAAGAUGACAAUCGACGGACUCAUGGGUCUGGGAAUUGGCUUGUCGAACGCGUUUGGUCUCAUAGCGAGCAUCAUCCUGCUUGGAUACGGCCUGAUCCCUCGGAACCUGUGGAAAGCGGAUCCGGAGCGACAACUCAAGUGGUGUGCCCACAGGGCUGGCAAGUAUGCUGAGAAAGUUAUGAAGAGCACAGCGGAGCUGGAGACGGUGGUGACCAUUAUUGCCGCUAACGAGCGGCAGAUGCGGCGACACGACCCGUUGCGCAAAUACAUGGACAUCAUUGUCGAGCACGUGGAGAAGGAGUCCCCCAUCAAGCCCUCGGACCUAGUUGCCCGUGGCACCGCCUCGGGGCGAUCCUCGGGCGGCAUUGACAUCGAGUCCCUCAAUGCGGAGGACCUGGAGUAUAACUACGAUGUAGCGGGGCUGGCGGCCCUGCGGCGGAGGAUGUUUUACGCCAUCUCCACGUAUAAGGGUAUAACGGGCAAGGGGCGACGGGGAAGGAAAGGGGGAGGAGGGCAUGAGAGGGGCAUGAGGCCCGCGGCCGGCCCCUUUGCCCCGUUCCCUGGGUUGAGGGCGGGGGCCCCGGCGCGGGCGCCUUGGCUGCAACAGCAACUUGGUUGGCUGGCUGGCUGGGUGGUCUGGCUGGGGGGCGACCGUGCCCAGUACGAAGAGGUGAUGCUCGAGGCAUUUGAGUUGGAGGACGUUGUCAAGUGCCGCCAGCUGAACGAGUUCACGCCCCGGAAGCCCACACGCAGUCCCAUCAAGAAGGUGGUCUGGUUCUACAAAUGUGCGCUGCGAGCACACUGGCACCGGGUUCUUGCAGUGGUGUUUGCGUGCAUGUCCGUUUUGAUCGUGUGGGCGGAGGCCACCAUCGUGUCGCCAGUGGACAUUUCACCACUGUCGCUGAUGAUCAAGGGCAGCGAGGCCAACGAAUUCGGGGUGCAGCUCAUCACCUUGCUGCCGCUGGCUUACAUCUGUGCCUGCACCUACGCCGCACUGUUCUCCAUCACCGCCUUUGACUACAAUAAGCUCAUCCCGCGUGCCACCAUCGGCUCGUCGCUGAUGCAGAACGGCACCCUCAUGUGCCGCUUCGCCGCCCCCACCUGCUGGAACUUCUAUCACAUGGUCCGCAUGACUAACCGCGACAAGAAUGACGGCGUCAACACCGUGUUUGAGGACAAGAUGGGUUCCAUGGCCGUGCCCGCCUUCCUGAGUCAGCACCUCAACACCUACUUGCCGCUCAUCUUGGUGGUGGAGUGCGUCAUCACCGCCUUGAACCUGUGGGACAGAAUCAUGGGACUCUGCGUGUCCUCCAAGUACAAGUUCUCCAAUGAUGAUGAUGUGGAUGAUGAGUACACGGAGAAGGGCCGGCAGCUGGUGGCCCGGGAGCGGGAGGCGGUGGAGAAGGGAUUCACCAUCGGCCAGGUCCUCACGUCCGCGUUUUUCGACCUGGAUUUCCCGGACAUUGUGGGGGGACCGAGAAGUCGCCUCACGCAGCAGAAGAAGGGCGGCUUCCUGGGUCUGUUCGGGAAGAAGUCCGCACCUGCGACCACUGCGGCGGUGGGGGCGCCUCCCCCCCUGGCGGCGCCUCAGCGGCCGGGGUCCGCGCCCAGCGGCUCAGGUCCCUCGGGCACUGCCCCUAGGUACAAGUCCAGCACGGCGGCGGCGGCGGCAGCUCGCUGGCUGGGUCGCGGCGCAGGGCUGCCUGAUGACAGCGGGGUUAUGCCGUCGGCGGGGUCGACGUCUGCCGUAUUGGACACUACGUCGGCUAAGGCGUCUUUGUUGGCAUCCAGGCAGUACGACAAGAGCCCGGGGGGCGAGUAUGACGCCCCGGGGCAAAAGUCUGGCUUGGACGGCAUCUUCGCGACCCUGUCUGGCGUCGGGGGGGCCGACACCGGCGGCGGCGGCGUUUCCGCCGGCAGCAUGACCGCCGCCGCCGCCGCAGGCGGAGUCGUCGCAGGUGCGGGGAAUCGUCUGGGAGGCGGUGUUCAGCCGGACACUCCCGGGGCUCAGCGGCACUCGGAGAAAGACUCCUUGUUGGCUGGCUUCUGGCGCAGUUGA
Volvox carteri f. nagariensis is the source of this 2325-nucleotide messenger RNA. RefSeq lists its product as uncharacterized. Gene Ontology annotation, cellular component: membrane. The transcript has 17 exons. The record is from RefSeq and is a predicted model, not a curated record. Lineage: Eukaryota; Viridiplantae; Chlorophyta; Chlorophyceae; Chlamydomonadales; Volvocaceae. The coding region runs from base 1 to 2325 and encodes 774 amino acids.